AUGUUUAGGCUUUCUUUCUUUAUUUCAUUCAUUCAUUCAUUCAUUCAUUCAUUCUUUCUUUCUUUCUUUGCUUUCUUACAUGUUAACAUUUAUUUCUUGUUUUCUUUUUGCUUUUUUUUCUUCAAGUUAACGUUUUAUCUGUAUUUAUUUCCCUUGCUCUUCCCUAUUUAUUUUCUUCUUCCUUUUUCUCUUUCUUUUCUUUUUCUGUUUUCUUUCUUCCUCUUUUGCUCUCUCACAUGUUUUCUCUUUGACUUCCCUCUUUCACUUUCCUUAUUUUUUUUUAUUCCCCUUGCCAUCUUCUCUUCUUUCUUUAUUUCAACCAUUGUUUUCUUAAUCUGUCUUCUUUAUAUCCUUUUCUUUCUAUAUUUCCUUGUUUCUUUCUUUUCUUUUUUCCCUUUUGUAUUAUUGUCUCUUCCUUGCUUUCAUAAAUGUCUGUUUCUUUUCAUCCUCUUUAUAUUCUUAACCUUUCACCUUUUUUUUCUCUUUCUUCUCCCUCUUAUAAACAUCUCUCUACAUCGUCUCUAUAUCCUUACAGCCUUACUUAUUAAAUUUCUUUCUUUCUUUCAUUCUUUAUUCUUAGAUUUUUCCUUUCUUUUUUCUUUUUUCCUCCCCCUAUCUUUCUUUCCUUAUUCUUCCAUUUCUAUUUUAGAAAAUCUUUCUUUCUUUCUAAUAUGA
Messenger RNA from Acanthosepion pharaonis, 675 nucleotides. The record is from the annotation of a GenBank genome assembly. NCBI's taxonomy places the organism in Eukaryota, Metazoa, Mollusca, Cephalopoda, Sepiida, Sepiidae.